Molecule: messenger RNA, 819 nt
Organism: Miscanthus lutarioriparius
Lineage: Eukaryota; Viridiplantae; Streptophyta; Magnoliopsida; Poales; Poaceae
Source: the annotation of a GenBank genome assembly
AUGAGCAGCACGACAGUGCUGUUCUCCCCGACCUCCUCCUCCCUGUUCCUCACCAAACCUUCUCCCGUCGCCAAGGGCAGGACGGCGGCGGCGGCGGCUGUGAGGUGCAGCAGUGGGCCCUCCCUGUCAGUGGGACAUGAAGAGGAGGGGGAGAGGGAGGGUGUAGCAAUGGUGGGGAGGAGGCGGACAUUGACUUCUGCAGCUGCUGCUGUCUGUGGCGCUCCAAUGCUUGGGUUUGCAGGCCUUGGUCUGGCGGCCACUCAGGGCCUGCUGGCAGGGAGGAUCCCCGGCUUGUCUGAACCUGAUGAAAAUGGUUGGAGAACAUACCGUAGGCCAGACGACAAGUCCGGUGGCCACGGAGUUGGCUGGAGCCCCAUCAUCCCGUACAGCUUCAAAGUUCCAGACGGCUGGGAUGAGGUCCCGGUGUCAAUUGCUGAUCUUGGCGGCACGGAGAUCGACCUGCGCUUCGCAAACCCAAAGGAGGGCCGGUUGUUCGUCAUCGUAGCCCCGGUUCGCCGGUUCGCAGAUGAUCUUGAUGAUGCGACCAUCGAAAAGAUCGGCAACCCGGAGAAGGUGAUCACCGCCUUUGGUCCAGAGGUCACAGGAGAGAAUGUGGAAGGGAAGGUCCUGUCCACGGCGACGGCAGAGCAUUCAGGAAGAACUUACUACCAGUUUGAGCUGGAGCCACCCCAUGUGUUUAUUACCGCCACGGCAGCUGGGAACAGGCUCUACCUGUUCAGUGUAACUGCAAACGGUCUGCAAUGGAAGAGGCAUUACAAGGAUCUGAAACAAAUAGCAGAAUCAUUUCGAGUCGUGUAG